Lolium rigidum is the source of this 842-nucleotide messenger RNA. RefSeq lists its product as uncharacterized. The transcript has 3 exons. NCBI's taxonomy places the organism in Eukaryota, Viridiplantae, Streptophyta, Magnoliopsida, Poales, Poaceae. The record is from RefSeq and is a predicted model, not a curated record. The coding region runs from base 42 to 842 and encodes 266 amino acids.
UCGCAAAUAGCCGGUUCCGGUUCGAAUCUGCGAUUCUACUCAUGGAGAAGAUGCAAGCUAGAAGUAUUUCCGACGGCAGCAGGAUCAAACGCCCGAAUCCAGGGAAGAUGUUUUUCUUUAUAUUCAAGCAGAAGGUUAGGUCUCUAGUUUUCGGAAAAGACAAGGUCAUUGGACGCCCAAAGAAGAUGGUCAGGAUAUGUAUCCGUGACGAGUAUGGCACAAGAACAUUGGCUAAACCCCGAGUCAUACUUAAAUCAACAACACUGUGGCACGAAAAAGAGCUUCGUAGUGAGAGGUGGAGGCUUUCAUGGAUGAUUCACGUGUCUGAAGUCACUUCAUCGGUGGCUUAUAGCGAAAAUUUUGGAACCAUCAAAAGACUAUCUUGUACGGUAAACAAUGCACUUAAUAAGUACAGAGAGAGCCGUUUGCAGGCGGGGUUGUUUUAUUUGGUCCCAGAAAAGGAACAUAUGACGUUCAGAGUUAGCAGCUAUCUUUAUGGUGACAAGAACAGUAAUUUCUUGAAAGACCUGUCAAGAAAGAAGACACUGGAGCGUGAGAUGAAAGAGACUACACAUGAGACCAGUGCUCCGGGGCCUGAUCUAUCCGACAUAAAUCGUGUCUCAAUUGUUGAUGGGACUUUGAGAUUGUGUGACAUGAGAACAGGCAGCGCGACCUCAGCCAUGGGCAAGGGAUGGCCGUACAAGAAGCCGAAGAGCGACCACUAUGCCGAGUCGUCGACAGCGGUGGCCAAAAAUAAGAAGAAGCGGCGCAUCUGCGUCCCCAUCACCGUCGGCUUGGCCCGACCCAUGUACCGUGAGCGCAUGGCAUGCGCUCCUGGGUGA